Molecule: messenger RNA, 2039 nt
Organism: Tuber melanosporum (Perigord truffle)
Lineage: Eukaryota; Fungi; Ascomycota; Pezizomycetes; Pezizales; Tuberaceae
Exons: 4
Coding region: 301-1197 (298 amino acids)
Biological process (GO): negative regulation of DNA-templated transcription
Molecular function (GO): DNA-binding transcription factor activity
Source: RefSeq, a predicted model, not a curated record
CAGGCUUGUCUAUCACUUCUUUGAUCAAUAUCAGAAUAUCAUACCCUAGGUAGCAGGAAGUGCGCCGGUACUGUGCUGUUUCUGCUGAGUAAGGAGGGCAAAUAAGGGUAAAAAUUUAAUAGAAAUGGCGGCGCCAAGACCACAAAGUUGGAGGUGAAGCCUUUCUCGACAUUCACCAACUGCCUUCUUCGCGGUUCAAUCAUCAACCAGCGAGCCCCGACCGUCAAGGCGAAUUUAUUCUCCCGCACUGUCCACCCGUCCGAUCUAUUUCCCCGAUAUUUUUCAACCCGACGUAAAGCUAUGGAAGCAGAACUAAAAGAAUACAAACUACAGCUUGAGUCUGUUGAAGCUGCGCUUAAAGCAGAUCCCGAAAACCCAGAGCUGGUAGGCCUGGUCACGGAACUGAAGGAAGUUAUCGCACUGACAGAAUCCGUUCUCGCCGAACAAGCCGGCCAAGCCCCGUCCCCUCCUCCAUCCCACCACAAUCGUAACCACACCAAUCACAACAAUAAGCGGGAUUCACCUAGUACUUCCAAUGAGGUAGGAGGUGCUGGAACGGGAAGCAACAGUAUUUAUGCAGUUGGCGACAACGUCCUCGCGAGAUGGACCAGCGGCGAUAACCAGCUUUAUCCGGCCAGGAUUACUUCGGUGAUGGGAUCACAACAAAACCCAGUCUACAUCGUCAAAUUUACCCAAUAUAACGCUACAGAGACUCUACACGCACAGCAUAUCAAGCCAGCUUCAAACUUUGCUAGCAAGAAACGUAAACUCGAUAAUUCACCUAUCCACAGCAAUGGGAAUAACAUCGGCCCCUCUUCUGCUUCGUCUACCCCCACUACUUCUGCUAUCUCUAACAGCGCCAUUAUCUCGCAGCCCGCUACUAUAAAUACUGAAUUGGCAGAGGCGAGCAAACGAGAGUCCAGUAAAGCUGCUGAUGGCCCCUCGAAAGUCCCGAAAACCGGGCGGAAAAUUGCACAAAAAAAGGUGCUCGAGGAGGGCAAAAAGAAGUGGCAGGACUUUGCUUCUAAGGGUGUAAAGGGCAAGACUGGGAAGGCCAGAAAGAUAGGCGAGAGCAGCAUGUUUAGAACUCCGGAGGGUGUGCAUGGUCGAGUUGGUUUCACGGGGUCCGGGCAGCCUAUGAGGAAGGAUGUUGCUAGAGGGAAACACGUAUAUCAUCAGGGAGAGGAAGAGGACUAAACCUCUGAGAGCGGGAGUAUCUUUUGGGAGUUGCUAUCCCAUCCUCCUCUGCCUUUCCUCGUUUUACCCCACCGACCGCCUUAAGCUGACGGAUGCUUUUCCCUUUGGCCAUAUUCCUACGUCUACCCAAUCGAAGAAAAAGUUUUUUCUAUAUACACCAAGAAAGGUGAUUAACGAACAUCGGCCUUUUUUUCUAUCUGGGAAGUUCAGGGGCAGUUUGUACAGCAAGGCUGCGGUCUCUUAUAUUUCUUCGGAGUCUGUAACUGGUUUUUCAUUGUUUUCUUUUAUCAUUCAUUUUCACGUCACAGUUAUCUGAUCUGUUGCUAAGAUGGGAUAGUGAGAUUUGGUUUCAGUUUUCCUGCUUCAAUGGGGCAUUGGGAAGGCAUGGACAAGGAGUGGCCCUGGUAUCAUACCGGAUGAUAGGGAUUGGAUAGCGCUGUUUUCUGAAAAUGUUCCCCAUACCCUAUUCGAUUCUCUUUCGUUUCAAGCCGUUUGAUUUGAGGAUGAUGCUAAUCAAGACGUGAUAUUGCAAUGCAACUUCGGCAGCUAUUACCCGGGAGCCUACUUUGAAUAUUUUUCGGUACCUCCCUUCUCAUGGUGGUGCCCGGUCGUUCGCGAACGCGAGCGAAUUGGCUCGGCAAGGUUACUACGGCUCGAGGUUGGUAUAAUCCCCGAUAUAUUGCCCACUAAACAGCCUAUCACGGCAGUCAUAAUGCCAAAGCCAAAGUUCUCAUCACUGAGUUCGCAUCUGCUGAAAAUGGUGUUUUGUUUAUCAUUCAAUUAUCCCAGAUGUUGUAAUACGUUUAUAGAAAUAUACUGCCCUAGCUUGUGUGCUCUAUCCA